AUGAAGUGGCUCGUCCUCGCAUCCCUCGCGAUCUCUCUCGCUCAGGCGCAGAUCCACCGCGUCGCACCACACGCAGACCUCGCCAAACGCCAAGCCGCUUCCACUUCGUCGACUUCGCAUGCCGCUGCGACUCGAACGGCGACGGGUGCAGCGACGGCGACGAGGAGUCCUGCGCAGACGGGUGGUGGAGGAGCUGUGCCUUCCAGCCCGCUCGCAUCUCUAUCUAAGAUCGGUACCGCAACGACGGCAGAGGCGACGCGGCCGUUGCCCACGACUUUCGCCGCAGGAGCGACCCCACCUGUUAAGGGUGCUCCUCCCCUGCCUGCGAUCAACCAGCUCAACCCGGCUCACUACCCUCCACUCGACCGAAUCCCUCCUCUCGACUCGCCCGAGGUCAAACAAUGGCUGAGCGAGAUCGACCUCUCCAACAUCCCCAGCGUCAACCCCACCGCCAUCGGCGGCUGCGCGAACGCGACGAACGCCCAGGCUAUCAAGGAUGGUGGCGCGGACGGAAACUGCUGGUGGACUUGCGGCGGUUGCUCGAGAGCGAGCGAUAUCACUUACUGCCCAAACAAGAACGACUGGGGCGCAUCGUUUGACGACGGACCCUCGCCGUACACGCCUCGCCUCCUCAACCUCCUCGAGUCGCAGAACUUGAAGUCGACCUUCUUCAUCGUCGGCUCGCGCGCACUUUCGAGACCUGAGAUGGUACAGGCCGAGUACAUGCUUGGUCACCAGCUCUCGAUCCAUACGUGGUCGCACUCGAGCUUGACGACGCUGUCGAACGAGGAGAUCGUCGCCGAGCUUGGGUGGACGAAGAAGGUGAUCCACGAUAUCACCGGUGUCUCGCCGAACACCAUGCGCCCGCCCUUUGGCGACAUCGACGACCGCGUCCGCUACAUCGCGCUUCAGAUGGGCCUCCGACCGGUCAUCUGGACGCAGUACCAGGACCAAGUCUUCGACACGCGCGACUGGCAAAUCGGCGGCGGCGUCGUCAACGCGACAGGCGUCUACAACACCUUCAACAACUUCCUCACCCACGCCGUGCAGAACUUGCCGAACGGAUUCAUCGUCCUUGCGCACGACCUUUACCAGCAGUCUGUCGACCUCGCUGUUGACUACAUCUUGCCCGGCGUCAUCAAUGCUGGUCAGCUCAAGAUCAAGACUAUCGGUGCUUGCCUCGGCGAGUCGCCAGAACAGCUCUACAUUGAGACCGCCUCGAACGCGUCUUCAGCCGACGCGGACCCACUCCUCCAAACCACCUCGACCUUCGUCGGAGCGACCGGUACCGGCUUCGUUCCAGGCAUCGCACUCGAAGCUCAGCAGACGAGUGGCGCGGCGAGCGGGUCCAGCAAGGGCAAGAACCUGGAGGCGUCGAAAUCUGGCAGCUCGGCAAACGCGCAGCAGACGGGCAAUACGAGCGGCGCGACGGCGGUCAAGGCGGGCGCGGGUGGGCUCUUUGCGGCGUCGAUGCUUGCGCUGGCGUACCUUUUCUAG
Rhodotorula toruloides NP11 is the source of this 1497-nucleotide messenger RNA. Its product is annotated as chitin deacetylase, carbohydrate esterase family 4 protein. The transcript has 5 exons. Gene Ontology annotation, cellular component: membrane. The record is from RefSeq and is a predicted model, not a curated record. Gene Ontology annotation, biological process: carbohydrate metabolic process. Bases 1 to 1497 code for a protein of 498 amino acids. Lineage: Eukaryota; Fungi; Basidiomycota; Microbotryomycetes; Sporidiobolales; Sporidiobolaceae. Gene Ontology annotation, molecular function: chitin deacetylase activity.